CCCGCCUCAGCCGCGGCGGCGGGGGAGGAGGAGGAGGAGCGGCGGCGGAGCGCGCCCGGCGCGAUGUGGCAGCGGUCGGUGUGCGUGGGCCUGCUGGCCCUGGCGCUGGGCUACCUGUGCGUGCUGGGCCCCGAGCUGCCCCCCGCGGCCCUGCGGCAGCUCUCGGCCUCGCUGCUGGGGACGCUGCGCCGCGCCCGCUCGCUGGAGGCGCGCACGGUGGCGGCCUGGCAGGCGGCCAUUGUCCGCCCCGCGCGCGGCUGGGCGCGCGUCGCCGUCGGCGUCAACGCCUGCGUGGACGUGGUUCUGUCUGGGGUGAAGCUGCUGGAGGCGCUGGGCCUGGAGCCCAGCGAUGGGAAGAACCACGCAGUCCUGAGCUCCGGGCAGGACCUCAAGGAGGCUUUUGCUCACUUCAUGGAGAGAGGGGCGGCUGCCGAGCGCUUCUUCAGCGAUGCCGACGCGUUCCAGGACAUUGCCCGCGCAGCCUCGGAGCACCCCGCAGCACAGCUUUACGUGGGAGGAAAUGCUGCUCUCAUCGGGCAGAAGCUUGCAACAAAUCCAGACCUGAAGAUCCUUCUUUGCGGCCCAGUUGGUCCCAAACUCCAUGAACUGCUGGAUGACAAUGUGGUUGUGCCACCUGAAUCCAUGCAGGAAAGAGAUGAAUUCCAUCUUAUCUUGGAAUAUCAAGCAGGUGAGCAGUGGGGCCGAGUGAGGGCUCCUGCUGCCAACCGCUUCAUCUUCUCCCACGACCUGUCCAACGGCGCCCUGAACAUGCUGGAAGUGUUUGUGUCCAGCCUGGAUGAAUUCCAGCCAGACCUGGUGGUGCUUUCAGGACUACACAUGAUGGAAGGGCAGAGCAAGGAGAUGAGACAGAGGCGACUCAUGGAGGCUGUGGCCUCCAUCUCUGAUAUCCCAACUGACAUUCCCAUACACCUGGAGCUGGCCAGUAUGACUGAUCAGGAUUUUAUGAGCAACAUUAUGCAUCAGCAGGUCUUUCCCCUGGUGAACUCCAUCGGGCUGAACGAGCAGGAGCUGCUGUUCCUCACCCAGUCUGCUUCUGGUCCCCACGCCUCCCUGGCCUCCUGGAGCGGCAUUCCCGACGUGGGGGUGGUGAGCGACAUCCUCUUCUGGAUCCUGAAGGAGCACGGCAAGACGGCGGAGCGGGCCUCGGACCUCACGCGGAUCCACUUCCACACGCUGGCCUACCACAUCCUGGUCACCGUGGACGGCCACUGGGGCAACCAGGCGGCGGCGGUGGCGGCUGGGGCCAGGGCUGCCGGCACCCAGGCCUGUGCCACCGACACCAUCGACACCAGCAAGUUCUUCCUCAAAGCUCCUCUGGAGUUCGUCACCUCCCACACGGAGGCACCGUCAAAAAUUUCCCUCAAUCCGGACGAGCCCGUGGUGCACUGGCACAGGGAAGGCAUCUCCUUCCACUUCACCCCUGUGCUGGUGUGCAAGGAUCCCGUGCGGACCGUGGGACUCGGGGAUGCCAUUUCAGCCGAGGGACUGCUCUACUCCGAGGUGUAUCCUCAGUAGAAAACCAGGACUCUCCUUCCUCUUCAGCACUGCACGGUGUCCGAGACCCGUGGAUUGGGACUUGAAGCAGUGGUGGUAUAGGAACAGAACCAGGGUGUGGUGUGUUUUCUGGGUAUAACUGAAAAAGAGCCAAAGAAUAAUUCCAGGUAUAAACUGUCAGCUACAUUCCAGUCACUCAGCAGUGACUCGAGCGCUUCACGUGCAGGUCAGGUGCAAAUGUUUUAAUAUUUAAUGUGAAAACUGGCUUUGUCUUAAGGGGGAAGGACACAAAGGCCAAAUCCCUGGCGGGCAAAGUUUGCUGUUAGUAGCUCAGAAUGGAUCUUUUCUGGUAGUGCUGCAGAGUGCAGCAGCAGGAGAAUUUCCUGCCCCUGGAUCCCAGGGAGAGCACAGCAGUGCCCGGCCCUGCCUUGCCUCUGGUAAAUUCAAAAUAAAAGGCUUGUGGGUUAUCUCCUCCCAGCACUUUGCAAACCUUCCUUGGGGUGAGGAUGGAAUUAUUGCCUGGUCCAAUCACCUCUCUGUGUGCCCAGCCCCAGAGGGAGCCACAGUGACACAGACAUCCCAAAAUGUGACACAGACUGAACCUACUCCAGGCUGCACAGGUGCUUCUGGAUAUCUGUGACUAAGGGUGUUCAACUGAGCCCCAGCAGUCUGUGCUUAGUUUUUAGGAAACAAGGAGUGAAGAUAAUCAGGGUUUCAGUUUGGGGGACAGCUGUGUUUCCCUGCCAGGGAACCCCCAAACCAUUCCCUGUGUUUGCUGUACACUAAAUACUCUGCUAAUGGUGUGUUAAAGAAAAGCUCUUGAAUGCUGGAGACUCAUUUUUGGUUGGUUGAGAAUGGUUGUGCCAAAUUUUUCUGUCUCUCUGCCCUCUAUUAGGAAAGGUUAAUAAAUCCAGAGGGAGGGUCCCUCUGGAAGCUCAAAAGCUGCAAUAGUGUUUUCCAGGUAAGACUGAAGUGAGAUGCCCUUUUUAGGGUUUGAUGUUGGGUUUUUUUGUCUAGGUCACCAGUAGUUUCUUUGCUCUGGCCUUUGAAAUUAAAAAAGCAGAAUCUUGUGUCCUUGUUAAAUAUUUUGCUUCUAUUUUUUAACCUUUUCACAGUCACACACUAAGAAUUGUAGAGCACCAGCAUGGUUUUCUCUCUUCCCAGCAUGGUUUUGUCUCUGGCCACUUCAGGAACCUGGAGUGUAUUUGCACAGCUCUCAAGCCAGUUUUCAGUAGAACUGGGUUAAGUGCAAUCAGCAUGUCUGGGCAAGCCUGUGCCUUAGCAGAGCUUGGCAGAGGUUGUUCCAGGUCAGUCUUUGCACCUGAAUGGAGGGAGGGGAGUCUGUGUCACUCAGGGUGGAGUGAUCUGUUGCAGUAACACUGUCAGGCUGCUGUCAGUGGUGUUCUCUGUUGGGAAAAGCCGUCCUGGCUGCUCUGCAAGGAUGAAAAUUGGCAGCUGUUGUGCUUGCACUGACUCAGCACACAAUGCUGUCUGUCAUGUGCAUUCAGCUUUCCCCCUGAGCAAAGUGUUCUGUGUUGUACAGAGCAGAAGUACAGUCAGUGCUGUGUUUUCCUGCAGCUCAGCCCACCUCGAGCUUCCCUUGAGUGUCAGCAUUUUAUCCAGCUGCAGGAUCUUAAGACUGGAGGCCUUUCUACCCAGAUUAUUUUUUUAUUAUAAUGACUAUUACUGCUGUUAUUAUUAUAAUUGAUAAACUGUAGCACAGGAGUUGGGAGUUCUGGUUUAGUCUUCCUAAUCUGAAAAUAAAUGAAAAGAACCUCUCUUUUUGGCUCACUGAGAGGUCCAAGGCCAUUAGCAAGGCUGUUUUGCAGCCUGGGAUGGUGGCCUUUUGGCACUCCACUCCUAGGGCCACCAAAGGCCAUGGAUCUGCCAGCUGGAAACUGAUCCUUGGCUUAUACUGUAGAUUCUGGACCUGGAAACAAAAAAAAAACUAAAUACACACAAGCUGUCACCAGCAAUGGCCCUGCUGCUGUAUUUCACUUCUUGCUAAAACACUUCCAGGGAUGUGAGACUGCUGGGACUGACAUUCCUUAGGGCCACCUAAAAACACAUGACUGCACAUACCUUGUCCCAGGGUCAGCUGUGCUUGCAUUGAACAGGAACAUGACAGGCUAAAAUUAGCUUUUUUAAUCUGAGCCAGUAACUGCUGUAAAGAAUCAUUAAAAAGGAGCUUACUCCUUAGGAAUCAUGUGUGCCAAAAGCUAAACUGAUAGAAUUAUUCCUGCUGCUCCUCACAGGUAAACAUUUCUGCUGUAGCCCCUUCUGGGUGUGCUGGGAACACCUGGCAUGGUGAGCCCCAGCUCCAAUCCCAGCAGCUGGGGAUGGCCAGGCUGCUGCUCUACCCAAAUCUGCUUUGUCAGGCACAUAGAGCUCAUGUGCACCCAAAGUCACUUCCCAAGGAGAAUCCUUAACCACCAUGACCUGUUCAUCAGCUGUGCCAGUGGGAUCCCUGAUUAAGUUGUGGAACAAUCUAUAUGGUAAUAAAUCUGAAUUGAAUGGAGGGGCCCAGCAGCCUCUGCUUUGUUUCACAUGCUGUGAACAUGAUGUGCUUAACUUCCUUUUGCCUUCCCAAAUUAAUGACAGGGAGGCAGAGCUCCUGAAAUGCUUCCCCUGCACUUGUAGUCUCACACCUCUGCACAGCUACAGUAGUGACAACAAAGAAAAGCAGCUUCAACAGCUGCAAAAAUACCAAAGCUUCAAAACCAGGCUUGAGCUGACCUUGUUCCCCCUCAUCCUCUGUCUCUACAAAUUCUAUUUGUUCUCCUGUGUUACUUGUACCUUGAAAUCCACAGUGAUGGAUGACUCAAACCUCAGCCAGCCUCACUCCUGGAGCAGGGUUUGCAAUGGAAAUGUUUAUUCACACAGAUUCUGCUGGAGGUGCAGCAGCAGAGCUCAGCACUGUGACAGCUCUCCAUGGUAAAACCUGUACACACUGGUAUUUUCACUUGUGUGUUCCUGCAGCCACCUUGGCUUGGGUUUGUUUUGCUUUAUCCAUGAUCCAAAAUUAGUAUUCUUCCCAUGUUUUCUGUGUAUGGCACUUACUGAGGGUCAAGUGCUGGAUUAUUUGGGAGGUGUGAAUCACAGGGGCCUGGCAGAGUCUCAAAGGACACGUUCCUUCUCCACUGUGCCCUUGGUGCUGUGCCAUGGAAGAGCCAAUCCCAAAUCCAACUCUUGCCAUUUGAAAGGCUCUUUACCUUUGUUCCUCUCCAGGGGAGUUUCUCAGCAUUACUAAGAAUUACUUGAUUUUCUUUUGUUUCCUGGUUAUGUCCUGUUGGGAUGUGUGAGAUCCAGCCAAGUUGGACCUCUCUUCCCAAGUUCAUUUACAGAACUGGUGCUGAAAUGUUCUUCCUCAGCCUUUAGCAAAGACCUCAUUAACUGCUUUGUGCUGGAUGUUUUAGAGCUCUGCUCAACUCAUUAGCCACUGGAAUCCAAAGCCUGGAGAGCAGCAGAGCACUAAAUCCAUUCCAAAACCCAAUGGAAAACUGUCAGCAGUUGUGCUUGGGUUAUUUUUUUACUAUUUAUCUGUAAUGAUACACUGAAUUACCAGGGUUUGCGUGCCACAGGGUGACUUUUCCAGCCAUGUCCUGAGCAAAGAGUUGAAUAAUGGGACAGUUCUGUGAAAUGGUACAACAGAACUCAAUUUCCAGUUAUCCUAAAAUGUUGGUUGUGGGUUCUUUUGGAGCUUGAAGCUUAGGUGAAAGCUGAGGUUUGUGAGUGGGUGAACAGCUCAAGUGUCUCUGUGCCAGUAUUGUCUCUGUGCAAUCUGUUCCAGAGCAGCACUGGCACAGACUUGUGUCACACAAUUGCUGCCUUGCUAUUCCUGGGCUAAGGAACCUCAGUGUUGGGGAGAACAGGAGAAAAUCAGAGGAAAAUACUGGGUCUGAGUAAGACUUUACAUUUACUGGGGCAGCAAGACUUGGAUCUCAGAGCCAGGAAUGCUGGUUCUACCUCUUGGAGCUGUGGGAUGAAGUUCUCCUCUUUCACUGUGGAGCAGUUUCUUGUUGGUGUCUCAGCUGGAUCCAGGCAGAAUUCUCAGGGAGUCACUAAUCCAGACUCUGAUGUUCUCUCAGCAAAGGAGAGGUGCAGGUUGCAAAUAGCACAUGGCCAUUCCCUCCUGUGCCAGGAGCUCUGUUCCCAACAGCCUGGGACCAGCCUGUGCUCAACAGAUCUCACAGCAGCUGAGGAACACAGAUGAUGGCAGGAAUUAUCCCAUUAAAAUAUAAGGGGAGGCAAUGGAAAAAAUACCCUGGAAACCUCCCCUGUGAAUUUCUCAGGAAAGCUGCCCCUCGGUGCAGACUGGGUAAAACUGGGUUCAAAUCUCACCUGUGUCUUCCAUUAAAAACACAGAUUUUUUUGAGCAGUAUGGUUUGAGGGAGUGGUAAAGCUUUCCUUGUAGCAGAACUGGGUUUUCUCUUCUAGAAAAGUCUUGGCAGAUGGAGUACUUGUUAUAACAUGGGCUCUUUUUGAAUGCAUUUAUGUGUGGAGCUUAUUAUUUUAGUAAAGCUUUCCCCCAUUCAGCACUGAGGCUUGUCUGUCUCUGCAGAAGAGGCUUUGCCAACUGAAACCCACUCCCCAACUGGGAAAUCUAAAUUCUGAACAGCUUUAAGGCCCCCACAUCCACCUUGCUCAGUCACAACUAAGUAAACAAGUACAGGAGCACAGCAUGUACCCACUAAUACUGCCUGUACCAUAAAUCAGCAUCCAGUUGUCUCAGGGACCUCAACACCACAUUUUUUUGGGUUGAACACAUGUUGCUGGAUAGACAGAUCAUUACUCUUGGCUGGAAAAAGGUCUUGCCACCCAGGCAUUGAUGUUUGAACGACUUUUGUUUCCUGUGUAGAAGCCAAGAUGUAAAGUACCUUGUGAAUUCUGCUUUACCCUGUUCAUCACAGACCUUUCCCUAAAAAGGGGAAGAAAAGUCCUAAAGCAGAUGGUUUCUGCUUCCCUCAAAAUUAAGCUCAUGAUUCUUUUCAGUUAAGGGGGGGAAAAGAGGGGAUUAGAAUUAUGGCUGAUGCCAGAAACAGGUUUUGGAACAUAAGGUGUGAUUUCCAAAAUCCCUAAAUGCCUCAGUGCAGUCCUGCUGAACAGUCCCUUGCUUAAUUCCAGCUGAAAGGGCAGUCCAGCCUCAUUACCAUUAGCACAAAAAUGCUCUCCAGAAUGAUCCCAGGAAUUUACUGCAUGCAAAUGCCACCAUCACCAUGCCCAGGGGAGGAAAGGGGACAGGACAGGAAUUGCAGCUCUAUUUAUUAUCCAACUGGAAUUACAUAUUUAAAAAUGCUCCCCUAGACAUGAAGCUCCCAGAAAGUAAGAAGGUGCUACUGCUUCAUUUUAUAGAAGAAUUCAUUCACUGUUGUAUAAGCUUUUCAUAAAAUAUGUAUUUAAAAUAAAUCCUUUCACAGUACCUCCAAGAGCAGUAAGUGCUCCCUGUGUGACACUUAUCCUAUCAAAGCAUCAUAGGACAAAAAUCUGCCUUGAAUUAAAGUUUUGGGGCUGAAGAGAAGAAUUUGCAGCCCCUGCCCACCCCUGCUCUCCAAUCCUCACCUCUUCUUCCCAGUCACUCUGUUAGGCUGCAGGAACUUUCAGUGUAACAAGUUAAAUGUGAAUAAAAAUCUCUGCACUGUACCU
Messenger RNA from Onychostruthus taczanowskii (white-rumped snowfinch), 7158 nucleotides. RefSeq names its product ADP dependent glucokinase (gene ADPGK). Gene Ontology annotation, cellular component: endoplasmic reticulum. The record is from RefSeq and is a predicted model, not a curated record. The coding region runs from base 64 to 1536 and encodes 490 amino acids. The transcript has 7 exons. Gene Ontology annotation, biological process: glucose metabolic process. Gene Ontology annotation, molecular function: ADP-specific glucokinase activity. NCBI's taxonomy places the organism in Eukaryota, Metazoa, Chordata, Aves, Passeriformes, Passeridae.